Culex quinquefasciatus (southern house mosquito) is the source of this 3725-nucleotide messenger RNA. It is a transcript of the gene Gpat4, whose product is annotated as glycerol-3-phosphate acyltransferase 3-like. NCBI's taxonomy places the organism in Eukaryota, Metazoa, Arthropoda, Insecta, Diptera, Culicidae. The record is from RefSeq and is a predicted model, not a curated record. Gene Ontology annotation, molecular function: glycerol-3-phosphate O-acyltransferase activity. Bases 294 to 2012 code for a protein of 572 amino acids. Gene Ontology annotation, cellular component: endoplasmic reticulum. The transcript has 8 exons. Gene Ontology annotation, biological process: triglyceride biosynthetic process.
UCAAUAUGUUUGCGUCAAUGUGCUCUCUGUACUCGAAGUUGACGAACGUAUACGUUCUUCGCGCUGUUGAAUACCUCUUCUGACGCCGCCGCCGCCGCUGCAGCGAUGAUUGUAAAAAGUUCACCGUAAAAUCAAAAGAAUCGAGGUGAUGAUUGUAAAGUGACUAAAUUCGGUGCAGUGAAAACAUUGGGGAAACGAGAAAAAAAAGUCACUGCGGAAAAGAUAUUAUCGAAAGAGUUGUUUUUGUUGUGCGGUUGUAGGCUAGGAAGAAACAGGAAAAAGCAGUCGCCGGAAUGGAGGUUCUGGCUUCGGUCAGCUCGGUUCUAUCGAUGUUCGCGUUAACUCCCGUCAUCAGCCUUAUGUUCUUCAUUAUAUUUCUGGCCUCGAUUGGGAAAUCCUUGGGUGUGCGCCGGAUGUACGUGAGCCUACUGGUGAAGAUUUUUGAGUAUGGCCGUCAAAAUAUCGAGUCCAUCCGGAAGCAACAGUUUGCCAACCUGGACACAUCGGACACGGAUGACGGCAGCACCCAAGCUGGCAAAGAAACCGCCGAUGCUGGUUCCGAGGGCGACAAACCGGACUGCGCCAGCAAACUCAACGGUAACGCCAACAAGCAUCUCUCGAACGGUGACCUCGCCAACGGAGGCAACUCGGUCAUAAGUCGUGUUGAGUCGCUUAUUCUGCUGCCGGACGUCGACGGCACCCGGAGCAAGAGCCGCGAAUCGAAUCACGAGGACGGGCAAAAUGACUCUUUAGAGUUUAAAUUAUCAAACUGUUUGGAUUACGUUAAAUCCGGAAUGGAAGCAAUCAUCGAAGAUGAAGUGACAAGUAGAUUCGAGGCAGAAGAGCUGAAGAAUUGGAAUCUGCUCACUCGAACGAACCGGCAUUAUGAAUUUAUAUCGUUGAAGCUAACCAUUAUCUGGGUGUUUGGGUUCUUUAUUCGAUAUGUUAUUCUAAUGCCAAGUAGAGUAUUUAUCUGUUUCGUUGGGGUCGUCUAUUGCGUGAUAGGAUUUGCCAUUGUCGGCAUAAUACCCCAGCGGAAGCUGCGAGUGCGCGCGAAUGAUUAUGUGUUCAAACGUACGUUCCGCAUAAUCUGCCGCUCCUUGUCCGCGGUGAUUAGAUUCCACAACGCACAGUUCAAGCCAAAAAAUUGUGGCUUUUGCGUCGCGAAUCAUACGACUCCAAUUGAUAUUGCAAUUCUUUCAACAGACCACUCCUACUCUUUGGUCAUGUGGUUGACAUUAUGCACGGCACUGGUCGGUUGCAUACCGGAAGGACCCACCAAACGAUGGAUGGUGAAGAUGGUUUUGAUACAGUGCUUCGGUGUACUCUCGAGUGCCCUGUCGUCCGUUGUCAAUUAUCAUAACUUAGAGAAUCGCCCAUUAAACGGCAUCUGCGUGGCGAACCACACAAGUCCCAUCGAUGUGUUAAUGUUAAUGUGUGAUAACUGUUAUUCGUUGAUUGGGCAAAGACACGGCGGCUUUUUAGGAGUAUUGCAGCGAGCUCUGGCACGGGCUUCGCCACACAUCUGGUUCGAGCGUGCGGAAGCAAAAGACAGAAUGGCAGUUGCUAAAAGACUGAAAGAGCACGUGUCGGAUCCUAACAAUCCACCGAUUCUGAUUUUCCCCGAGGGUACUUGCAUCAACAACACUUCUGUAAUGCAAUUCAAAAAAGGAAGUUUCGAAGUUGGAGGUGUGAUCUACCCAGUUGCGAUAAAAUACGAUGCACGGUUCGGAGACGCGUUCUGGAACAGCUCGCGAUAUUCGAUGAUGCAGUAUUUAUACAUGAUGAUGACAUCGUGGGCAAUAGUAUGUGAUGUCUGGUAUCUUCCUCCGAUGACGCGCGGCGAGGACGAAUCCGCGAUCGACUUUGCCAACCGGGUGAAGGGCGUAAUCGCGAAACAGGGCGGUCUGGUCGACCUGGUGUGGGACGGCCAGCUGAAGCGCAUGAAGCCAAAGAAGGAAUGGAUGGAGAAGCAGCAGGAAGAGUUUACCAAACGACUCAAGGGAGAAUGAGUCACAACAACCAAGGCGAAGUACGGAGACACAGGUUGACCCAGUCAAGCAAGAAUUUCAAUUUAUGCCAAUAUGCUCGAUAUCAUGUGCAUGUGCAGCUUUCUGCUAUCAUUUUCGAGAGUUUACGUGAAUUUUUAUUAUUGUAGAAUAAAUACUCUAUCUUCAAAUGCGAAAUUUCAGGGACAAAUAUUGCAAAUGACCUGUUUUACAGACAUCUAUCGAAUUUUAAUCAAUCCAGCACCCGAAAAGUUAUCUGUGAUCUUUGAAAAGGGUUGCUUUAGUAGAAUAAACUCUACAAUUAUGUCGACGCACUAGUAUGCUAAUAAUUACAAGCACUAGAAAACAAAAUGUGACUCGUUGAAAGCAUUGCACAACACCGAAUUUGGGCCUAAAAAUACUACUUGAAAAAACUACAAUCUGAAUUAAGAAAAAUAAACUAUGCUUAUCCAUAAUUUCUCGGAAGUUAGGAUUCCAGCUUGUUGUGCAGUGUAACAUCAUUUUAUAGUUGUUUGAUGCCUGAUGGACGUUUUUUCAAUUAUUUCAAGACAAAAUGAACCUUUUCGCGCCCCCAAUUGUGGAUUAACCAAAUAAGAAACUGAUACUAUUCAGUAACUCUCUACCUACCUGGGCUAUUCUAGCUUUCAAUCAAACCUGAAAUUUUCGAUUCGAUUGAGAAUUUGAAAAAAAGCUCUAUAUAUUUUUUUCUCUGCUUUAAACUAUUUUCUAAAUUUUCAUCUUUCACGUGAAAUUAACAAUUAAAAUAAAUACAGAACCAACGUAGUCUGUUGUCGAUUAUGCAUUGGUACAGCUGGUAAAGCCAAUUGAUGUUGUGGGUCCUAAUUUGCACUAAAUAGAAUAACUAAGUGAUAUGCGCAGUCUAAACCUCAACAUUAAGCUUUUUUGAAAAUGCGGCAAAGCCCUAUGUAUUAUAUCGUUUAGUACACACCACAUAUUUGACUCAUUGUAAUAUAUGAAAUAGAGAAAUUUACUAAAUAAGACUGAACAAAACUAUUUUUGACUAAGAUUAAUGGCAUGGUCGCUGUGCGAGUCGAGCAACUGAUAAUUCAUCGAAAACAAAAAGCGGUGGAAGGCUUAGUGAUAGUAUUUAGCUUUUUCGGUGCAUUUAGUUUACGGGCACAAUACCAAUGUGAAUUUUUCAGUUUUGUUUUAGUUACAAAAAAAUAGUCACAAUACGUCAAUUUAUACGAUGCUGCAAAACAAGAAGGAGAAAGAGAGAUGGACAAUCACACACCACAGCUUAGUUUGGUAACAAAUCGGUUGUAAAUUUAUCAAAUUUUAAGCGCACAAAUCAAAAGACAGACAACUCAGUGUUAUUGUGCAGAUCGCGAUUUAAAGAAGGCGUCCAUAUUCUCUACAAGAAAGACAGUAGUUCCUCCAGCCAAAUCUUAUCACGAAAUUGGGUAGGUUUCCUUCAAAAAACCUUCAUCAUAUUUGCGGGUAGAUCGUUCCAGUUGUAAAAAAAAGAAGUCAAAUCAGUGUUUUAACAAUAUUCAAAUCACAAAUAUUGUGUAGUGCACCAUCGUACCUACUAGGAGUUGUUUGAGUACAUGAUUUCAAUUUUCAUUCUUCAAAAGAACGGCUGCCCAAACCAGUCCUAUUACAGCAGUGUAGACUUUCCAGUGCUCCAGUAAGUAGUGACUACGAUAUUCGGUUCGAGCCAUCGAUUGAAAUAAAAAUAAGAUUUUUGUUAAA